This is a messenger RNA of Cucurbita moschata (crookneck pumpkin), 2776 nucleotides long. Its product is annotated as putative rRNA methyltransferase YlbH. The transcript is spliced from 12 exons. Gene Ontology annotation, molecular function: ATP hydrolysis activity; ATP binding; methyltransferase activity. Bases 302 to 2143 code for a protein of 613 amino acids. Gene Ontology annotation, biological process: rRNA methylation. The record is from RefSeq and is a predicted model, not a curated record. NCBI's taxonomy places the organism in Eukaryota, Viridiplantae, Streptophyta, Magnoliopsida, Cucurbitales, Cucurbitaceae.
AUGAAAAAAUUGAACUGAGAUUCAAAGAGUAAAGCAGAGCAGACGCAAUACAAUUGCUUAUACCGCAAGAAAACCAUUCAAUUCGUUUGUCUGCCUGCUUCGAAAUCGCCAAACCUCAAUUAAAGUCGAUCCCUAAUCUGAAACUUUGAAAAUUGAGCAAAUAUUUUUCAAACAUUAUUUUAGCUUUGAAUUUCAAGAUAAUGACACGCCAGACCAAACCAACCCAAAACCCAUUUUUCUAUAAGCUUGAACAAGAGAUACUUCCGAGGAGGAGGAAGAAGAAGAAGAAAAUUGAAGAAAAAUGACAUUUGCAGAACUAUUUACCCGUGUUGGAUCGAUAAUUGGAAGUUUGGUGUUCGUCUGGGCAUUAUUUCAGCAGUAUUUCCCAGUUGAGCUUCGUGCCUGUUUCGAGAAAUAUUCUCAUAGAUUUGUCAGUUUCUUUUAUCCCUUCGUUCAAAUCACCUUCAAUGAGUUCACCGGCGAAGGUUUCACCCGCAGUGAAGCCUACAUCGCCAUUCAAAAUUACCUCUCCAGAAACUCCUCGUCGCAAGCCAAACGCCUCAAGGCUGAUUCCAUGAAGAACAACCAGUCUCUGGUGCUCACCAUGGACGACCACGAAGAAAUUGCAGAACAAUACGAAGGGGUAAAGCUAUGGUGGUCUUCAGGGAGAAAUAUUUCCAAGUCCCAGACGAUUUCAUUCCACCCAGCGACAGAGGAUAAAAGGUUUUUUAUGCUCACUUUCCAUAGAAGGCACAGAGAUUUCAUCAUCGGUCAGUAUUUGAACCAUGUACUCAAAGAGGGGAAGGCUAUUAAGGUCAAGAACAGGCAACGGAAACUUUUCACGAACCAAGACGCCCAAUGGAGCCACGUUGUGUUCGAACAUCCAGCAACGUUCCGGACAUUGGCGAUGAAGCCAGAAAAGAAGAAGGAGAUAAUGGAAGACCUAAUCGCGUUUAGCCAGGCGGAGGAAUUUUACAAAGAAAUCGGUAGGGCUUGGAAAAGGGGAUAUCUCCUGUACGGUCCACCAGGAACUGGAAAAUCAACGAUGAUAGCGGCGAUGGCGAAUCUCUUAGGGUACGAUAUUUACGACCUGGAAUUAACUUCCGUCAGAAACAACAUCGAAUUGAGACGAUUACUAACCGAAAUUUCAAGCAAAGCCGUGGUAUCAAUGCAGAGUACACGCAGAGCUUCGUUGAUGGCGGUUUCUUCGUUCCCGGUUCUUUCUUCAUUAGGUGCCCGUUCUAACAUCUCUGUUCUAGACCGAGAUUGUAGCUUGUUUUCGCUGAAUAUUCCACUCGUCAAUAUCUGUUCUAGACUGAGCACUCAUCCGUCGUCUUCUACUAUCGUUUGCUCGUACAAAUCUGAGAAUUCCGUUAGUGAGCGGAGGAAGAAGUUAUUGGAGCAGUAUGGACUUGAUCCUGACGAGUUUUUGUCUGAACCUUCUGCUAAUCGAGCACGAGAAAUGCGAAAAUCGGGAAAAGACAAGCAGAUUUCAGGCCAGGAUCCUAAAUUUCAACGGAAGACCCAUAAGUUACUUAAGGUGCUUGGUGGAAGUGCUCGGAGAAUGAAGCUAAUCUCACCAAUAGGCUUGGAUGUACGACCAAUGAUGGAAGUUGUGAAAGGUGCAGCUUUUGAUAUCUUGCAGGCUGCUGGUGGCUGUCCAGCAUCUUUAAGGCCUGGUCGUUGGUUAGACUUGUAUAGUGGUACCGGAUCAGUUGGUAUUGAAGCUAUGAGCCGUGGAUGUUCUGAGGUGCAUUUUGUUGAGAUGGAUCCAUGGGUUGUCUCUGACGUUUUAAGGCCGAAUCUGGAAUCUACUGGGUUUUUUGAUGAUUCAGUCAUUCACACAAUUCCAGUUGAGAAUUUUAUAGAACGAGCUGAGCAGCUUAUUGGUAAUGAUAGACCAUUUGAUUACAUUAGUGUUACCCCACCGUACAUACAAGUUGAUUAUGGGGUAGUCAUGGAGCAACUAUCAAAGUCAGCCUUAGUUGGAGAAGAUACCUUCAUCGUUGUUGAAUAUCCAUUGAAGACUGACAUGCUGGAUUCGUGUGGAUGCCUUAUUCAGAUUACUAAGCGACGGUUUGGUCGGACAGUCUUGGCGAUUUAUGGACCCAAGUGGGCUGAGAAGGAAAAAAGAAAAAAAUAAGUUUACUUUAUGAAGUUGCUAAAACUGCCGAGUGAGAUCAGCCGGUGACAUUGUUCUUGCUAACAGCCUAAACUCAAAGUGGUCGGAAAGCAACUUAGAAGAGCUGCAUGCUUUUUCAUCAAAAAACUUAGAAGAGCUGCAUGCGUUAAAGUAUUUCCUUCGUUCCAUUUUGUUGGUAACUAGGAACUGAAGUAUCCAGAUGUUGGUACUACUUUUCUUGAUUCUAUUGGCCUCUUGCAAGUACAGGGUUCACGAUAUGUGUAAUCUACAGCCACCUGCGCAUUGUCCAGCUCUAGAAUUUAUAUCCAAGCUUCAUGAUGUGCUUAAAGAAAGGAAGGCAGAGAAUGUACCGCUAUUUUGGGGUCUAAAUUGAUGAGUGACCUUGAGCAGUUGCCAAGUAUACUUUACCACAGUAAGCGGAAGUAUAACAUGUAGUAGAUUGUAUUGGAACCUAAAUAUCUAUUGCCGUCGACUUCUUUGGUUGAUUCCAGCAUAUAAGUGCCAGUAUGCCUAUUCAGAAUCAUGAAUUUUAUGGACUUGUUGAUCUCCAAGUUUACCCUUGUCAUUCUUGUGCUACUUUAUCUAUUCCAAACUUCUGUUUUACUCAACCUAUAGGAAUCUUAUCAUAUCUAA